CUGGGCAGAUCAUCCAUCAAGAGUACAUGAUAUUCCUGUUACCUUGUGUCAGUGGGCGAACGCAGAAGCAGCUCCUGGAGUGUAUGGGCACAGCAGAGAAGAAGUUUUCACAGUCUGACAGGUGCUACAGUCAGUCUGACUACGACAGACAGUGCCGAUCUUCUCCAGAUCUCCUCACUGACGUGUCUAAAGAACUUUACGAACACAACCCAUUCCCACGGUCCAGUCGUGCCUUCGUGGUCCAGAGCGAGGAUGAGCAGGACCCGUAUCGCCGCUGCUUCGAAGACAUCCGAAUAAAUGGAGGCGCUAAAUACAGCCGAUCAGCUGCCGAUGUCACCCAGAGGCCACACGGCUUUGCUCGAGUCACACCUCUCUCACAGCAUCUUCACGCUUCCCCGCCUCCCUCCAAGGCUCGAUCAUCCUCCACAUCCGUGGUGGACGACCUGAGAGGAAGGAUAGGAGCACAGCGCCAGGCUCAAAGGCUGGCUGGUGUUUACGGCAACCGUUCCAGACGCAGAGCAAAUCCUCAGCCACACCCAGACGCUGUACAGCAGCUGGUUCUUCUCUACCCUAACAGCCCGACCCGUCAGUACCAUCCCACCCUCCCAACGUUCCCGAUGGCAGCAGUGCCUCCGAUCACCCGACACCCCUACCUGUCAGACUUUGUUGAAGUGUCCUCACUGGAGCGCUUUCCACCACCAAGGCGACCUGAAUAUAUAGCUGUGGAGGGAGUUUCACGGCCCGCCUACUACCCACUGGGCCAAGACUCGCCAAACUUAUCACCACUGAGAAGGAACCUGCGGCCAACGGGUUCAGGCACCUUCGCCUUGCCAAGAUUUUACCACAAUGGGGCCAGGUUCUGGGCCGCUGGACAAACAGAGGCGGGGCAUUAUAGCGACGACUCUAGCUUCCUGCCAGGUCUGCCACGUCGAGCAGCCAGCCAACAGGAUGUCAAAUUCCACUUCGCGAGAAGCACGAAUCCCACCUUCAACGCUGCUUCAGAAUUCAGACCUCUUGGCUACUAUCCCCACCUUACCCGCCCUGCAAGACCAACCUAUCUACCACUGAACUCAUCGCCCCAGCCAGAGCGUCCCACGUCCGUGUGCAUGAUGGCUGGCACAACGAGAAGCUACAGUGAUUCAGAACCAGAAGUUUUCUACCCGUAUUAUUGCCAACCGCCUCCACAAGGGAGAAAGAUGGGAUCUGCCGGAAUAGCCAGGAUGAGGUUUUCCUCUGGAAGCCUUCAACUAGAUGAAGAGGAGGAAGAUGAAGAAGAGAAGGGCAAGGACCAAGCAACCAGAGACCCAAGUAGAGAUGAGGACGAACAUGAAAAGGAGUCAAAAGGACCAAAAAAGUUAACUAAAGUCACAUUAUAG
Molecule: messenger RNA, 1376 nt
Organism: Synchiropus splendidus (mandarinfish)
Lineage: Eukaryota; Metazoa; Chordata; Actinopteri; Syngnathiformes; Callionymidae
Exons: 3
Coding region: 27-1376 (449 amino acids)
Source: RefSeq, a predicted model, not a curated record